Alligator mississippiensis (American alligator) is the source of this 11860-nucleotide messenger RNA. RefSeq names its product RANBP2 like and GRIP domain containing 4 (gene RGPD4). The transcript has 29 exons. Gene Ontology annotation, molecular function: protein binding; GTPase activator activity; peptidyl-prolyl cis-trans isomerase activity. NCBI's taxonomy places the organism in Eukaryota, Metazoa, Chordata, Crocodylia, Alligatoridae. Gene Ontology annotation, biological process: protein peptidyl-prolyl isomerization; NLS-bearing protein import into nucleus. Gene Ontology annotation, cellular component: nuclear pore; cytoplasm. The record is from RefSeq and is a predicted model, not a curated record. The coding region runs from base 98 to 10432 and encodes 3444 amino acids.
CCGGGCUCUCGCUCGUAGUCGCGGGCGGUUCGCGUCACUCUCGCCGUGCGGCGCUGCCGGGUCGCCCCUUGGAGACCGGUUGACCGCCGCGGCUGCCAUGAUGCGGCGCAGUAAGGCCGAGGUGGAGCGGUACAUCGCCUCCGUGCAGGCCGCCGCGCCGUCCCCCCGCGAGAAAUCAAUUAAAGGAUUCUUUUUUGCUAAGCUGUAUUAUGAAGCAAAAGAAUAUGAACUUGCUAAAAGGUAUAUAUCAACAUACCUUAGCGUACAGGAGAGAGAUCCAAAAGCUCACAGAUUCCUUGGCCAGCUCUAUGAAGCUGAAGAUAACAUAGAAAAGGCUGUGGGUUGUUAUAAGCGUUCAGUGGAGUUGAACCCAACUCAGAAAGACCUUGUACUGAAAAUUGCGGAAUUAUUGUGUAAAAAUGAUGUUACUGAUGGAAGAGGAAAAUAUUGGGUUGAGAGAGCUGCUAAACAUUUCCCUGGAAGCUCUGCUGUGUACAGAUUGAAGGAGCAGUUACUGGAUUGUAAAGGUGAGGAUGGAUGGAAUCAGCUUUUUGACCUGAUUCAGUCAGAACUCUAUGCAAGACCAGAUGAUGUCUAUGUAAACAUCAGGCUAGUUGAACUCUACCGGUCAAAUCAGAGACUUGGAGAUGCUGUGGCUCACUGCUGUGAAGCAGAAAAGAAGAUAACUUCUCGGUCAAGCUUGGAAUGGUGUUCCUGUGUUGUACAGACACUUAAGGAAUAUCUGGAAUCUGUACAAGACUCAGAAUCUGAUAAAAGUAACUGGAGAACCACCAACAAGGAUCUGCUGCUGGCCUAUUCCAACCUUGUAGUAAUGACACUUUCUACUAGAGACGUUCAAGAAAGUAGAGAAGUACUUGAAAGUUUUGAUAGCGCACUUCACUCUGUGAAACUGUAUGUGAAUGGGACUGAUGAACUGUCUGUGACUUUCAUGGAAAUGAGAGGUCACUUCUACCUGCAUGCUGGAACUCUGCUACUGAAAAUGGCUGAACACAGCGAGGCCCAGAGGAGAGCUGUUUCUGAACUGGCAGCUUUGUGUUACCUGAUUGCUUUUCAAGUUCCUAAACCAAAGGCAAAACUUAUAAAAGGAGACCAAGCCGGACAAGAAAUACUAGAAAUGCUAGCUUGUGAUCGACUAAGCCAGUCUGGUCACAUGUUGCUAAACCUAAGUUAUGGCAAGCAAGACUUCUUGAAAGAGAUUGUGGAGUCUUUUGCAAACAAAAGUGGGCAAUCUACUUUAUUUGAUGCACUCUUUGAGAGAGGCAUUUCUAGAGAGCGAUCUUUCCUUGGCACAGAUGAUAUUGGAAACAUCAGUGUACAUCCACCGGAACGCAUGGAACUUGCUAGACAUGAUAUUGGUGCUGUUCGAAUGCACAACGGUAGUCUCCAGCACCUUAUAUGGCUUGGUUUACAGUGGAAUUUCAUGUCCAUUUUACCUGCAAUACGCCGGUGGUUAAAACAGCUCUUCCACUUGCCCCAGGAGACAUCAAGACUUGAGACCAACGCUCCAGAAUCAAUUUGCUUAUUGGACCUUGAGGUGUUUCUACUUGGGGUGAUAUUUACUAGCCACUUACAGUUGCAAGAAAAGUUUAAUACUCAGUACAGUUCACAUCAGCCGCAAUUUUUGCCUCUACCAGUGAGCAAACAGCUUUGUACUGAAAGACAGAGAUCCUGGUGGGAGGCUGUUUAUACUCUUCUUCACAAAAAAGCAUUACCUGGCACAGCAGCAAAAUUGAGGAUCCUAGUCCAACAUGAAAUAAACACUCUGAGGGCACUGGAGAAACCAGGCCUUCAGCCUGCCUUAAUCAUACAUUGGGCAAGGAGUCUGCAAAAGACAGGCAGUAGUCUAAACUCUUUCUAUGACCAAAGGGAAUACAUUGGCCGAAGUGUUUAUUUUUGGAAAAAAGUUUUACCUAUGCUGGAGACUAUCAAAAAGAAGAAAAGCAUUCCUGAACCUGCUGAUCCUCUGUUUAAACACUUCCAUAGUGUAGACAUCCAGCCUUCUCAAGUUGCAGAAUAUGAACAGGAGGAACGUAUAGCAUCUGCUAUGCUCGCUGCAGUUGAUGGAAGAACUGAAGAUGCCUUGCUAGCAUUUGAAAAUAUUAAGAAUGUUGUUUCAUACUGGAAUCUUGCACUAAUAUUCCAAAGAAAGGCUGAGGAGAUUGAGAGUGAUGCACUCUCACCAGAAGAACAAGAAGAAUGCAAAAAUCACUUGCGAAAGAGUAGAGACUAUCUAAUGAAGAUCAUUGAUGAAAGUUUUACAGACAUUUCAGUAAUUGAGAAGUUACCAGUGUCAAUAGAAACUGUGAAGGAGACGCUGGAUACAGUAAUUCAUGAACUUGGGGAUUAUGGUGAAGAAGGAAGCCCAGUCUUCAAGAAUGAUCUGUCUCAAGUUGCAGCUGCAGAAGUAAAACACUCUACUCCCUCACCAACAAAAUUUACUUUAUCACCAAGUAAAAGCUACAAGUUCUCUCCAAAGACUCCCCCUCGCUGGGCAGAAGAUCAGAAAUCCUUGCUUCAGAUGAUCUGUCAGCAAGUAGAAGCCCUUAAGAAUGAGAUGCAUGAAAUGAAACUAAAUUCCAGCUCAAACUUGUCAUCUCAUCGUUGGCCUUCUGAAAGCUAUGGAGCAGAUACAAUGUCAGAUGGCUAUCAAGGAGCACAAAACUUUCACGGAGCACCAUUAACAGUUGCCACUACUGGCCCAUCUGUCUAUUACAGCCAGUCACCUGCAUAUAACUCUCAGUACCUUCUCAGAACAGCUGCCACCAAUGUAACACCAACAAAGGCUCCUGUCUAUGGUAUGAACAGGCUUACACCUCAGCAACAUAUAUAUGCCUAUCAGCAGCCAAUGCACACACCACCACUGCAGAACACUUCUGCAUGUAUGUUUUCCCAAGAAAUAUAUGGCGGUCCAUUGCGUUUUGAUUCUCCUGCUACUGGGCUUCUGUCUCCACGUGGUGGGGAUGAGUAUUAUAAUUACAGUGUUCCACAAGCAAGCUCAAAUCCACCAUUACCUGAACCAGGCUAUUUCACAAAGCCUUCAAUUGCUCCUCCAGCUGCAAAGCCUGCAGAACAAAAAGUGGUAGAAUUUGGGAAAUCUACCUUUGGGCAACCUGUACCAACAGAAGUAACAAAACCCUCUCUGAUGGCGCCAGCACAUUCCGCUCAGUCAACAACUUUUAAGUUCAACUCUAACUUCAAAUCAAAUGAUGGAGACUUCACAUUUUCUUCACCUCAAGUUCUAACACAGUCUUCCAACACAACUUUUAAUAGUAGUGAAAGCCUGUUGGGUCUUCUGACGUCAGAUAAACCGUUACAAGACGAGCGGUGUACAGGACAAAAAACAGUUCCGGAUCAUACACCUAGCCAAAGAAAUGUCUUCAGUUUUGGUAAUAAAAGUAUUUCAGGCAUCCCAUUUACAGAAAACAUGGGACAAAACCAACCUAAAAAUUCUUUCUUUGGGAAAGGUGACACAGUUGGCUUCCAUGAAAUGGGAAAACCAGGGUUUGGGACCCCAAGUUUAGAUCUGGCCAACAAAAGUCAUGAAACUGAUGGCGGAAGCGUCCAUGGAGGUGAAGAUGAAGAUGAUGGUCCUCACUUUGAGCCUGUUGUGCCACUCCCUGAUAAGAUAGAAGUAAAGACAGGGGAAGAAGAUGAGGAAGAAUUCUUUUGCAAUAGAGCGAAGCUGUUCCGUUUUGCAGAAUCUAAAGAAUGGAAAGAAAGGGGCAUUGGAAACGUGAAAAUACUGAGACACAAAAUAUCUGGCAAAUUUCGUCUACUUAUGAGACGGGAACAAGUGUUGAAAAUCUGUGCAAAUCAUUAUAUAAAUACUGACAUGAAACUGAAACCAAAUGCUGGUUCAGACAAAACAUUUGUGUGGCAUGCUGUAGAUUAUGCAGACGAAUCGCCAAAACCUGAACAGCUUGCCAUUAGAUUCAAAACGCCAGAGGAGGCAAUGCUUUUCAAAUGCAAAUUUGAAGAGGCACAAAAUAUUUUGAGAACAUCUGGAGCAACCACUCAGCACAUUGAAAGUUCCAGACAAACAGUCAAUCAAGAUAUCAAGGAGCCUUGCAAAUCUACUCCUGGACCCCUGAACUUUGGAUUUCAAUUUAAGAAAGAGGGAAUGUGGGAGUGUAAUUUCUGCCAGAGGAAAAAUAGUACAGCUUCAUCCCUGUGUACUGCAUGCCAGGCUUCAGUUCCAAAUACAGGUAGUUCCGUAAAAGGACCUGAUAGCAAGAGCAGUUUUAUAUCUAUGUUGGAUGUAUCCACACCAUCCUUUUCCUUUGGAAAGGAAAUGCCAUCUACAUAUACUGCUAGUGGAUUGGGCGAACAGUUUACGCCAAGAAAAGAUCAGUGGAAGUGUAGAUUGUGUUUCACUUGUAAUGACGUAACAGCUAAGAACUGUAUAUCAUGUAAUGGUCCAAAUCUGAAUAAUAAGGAAACAUAUGUUGUACCAGUAGCUGAAACCGCUGCAGGUUUUAUAUCUAACACUGAGACCAUACAGAAUGCAUUUGGAUCAGUUACUGUUAGAAAGGAAGGUCAGUGGGAUUGCAGUGUGUGCUCAGUGAAGAAUGAAGCAACAGCUGUAAACUGUGUGGCCUGCGAGAACCCAAAUCUGGCUAACAUGCAAAUGUCUGGUCAGCCCGCUUCCUUUAAAUUUGGCCAAGUGGAUGUUGAAAAGAGUUCAGAAAAUGAUCCUGCUUCUGCUUGCUCCAAAAAGGAGGGUCAGUGGUAUUGCAUGGUGUGCUUAGUAAGAAAUGAAGCAACAACAGUAAAUUGUGUGACCUGCAAAGCUCCUCAUUCUCAAGAUCUGAAGGUCCCUGCGUCUACUGUUCAGACAUCUUCUGAAAGUAAACCCCCUAAAAAUGGAUUUGGAGGGCUCUUUGCUAAAAUGGAAGGACAGUGGGAUUGUCCUGUUUGUUUAGUACGGAAUGAAGCCACUUCUGCAACCUGUGUAGCCUGUCAAGCACACAAUCCAAAUCAGGCUAACAUACCAAAGUCUGAUCAGCCAGACUCCUUUAAAUUUGGGCAAGUGGAUGUUGCAAAGAGAUCACAAAUUGAGCUUGCUUCUGCUUGCUUCGAAAAGGAGGGUCAGUGGUAUUGCAAGGUGUGCUUAGUAAGAAAUGAAGCAACAACAGUAACUUGUGUGGCCUGCAAAGCUUCUCAUUCUGAAGGUCUGCUGAAGGUCCCUGCGUCUACUGUUCAGACAUCUUCUGAAAGUAAACCCCCUAAAAAUGGAUUUGGAGGGCUCUUUGCAAAAAUGGAAGGACAGUGGGAUUGUUCUGUUUGUUUAGUACGAAAUGAAGCCUCUUCUGCAACCUGUGUAGCCUGUCAAACGCACAAUCCAAAUCAGGCUAACAUACCAAAGUCUGAUCAGCCAGACUCCUUUAAAUUUGGGCAAGCGGAUGUUGCAAAGAGAUCACAAAAUGAGCUUGCUUCUGCUUGCUUCGAAAAGGAGGGUCAGUGGUAUUGCAAAGUGUGCUUAGUAAGAAAUGAAGCAACAACAGUAACUUGUGUGGUCUGCAAAGCUCUUCAUUCUCAAGGUCUGCUGAAGGUCCCUGCGUCUACUGUUCAGACAUCUUCUGAAAGUAAACCCCCUAAGAAUGGAUUUGGAGGGCUCUUUGCUAAAAUGGAAGGACAGUGGGAUUGUUCUGUUUGUUUAGUACGAAAUGAAGCCUCUUCUGCAACCUGUGUAGCCUGUCAAGCGCACAAUCCAAAUCAGGUUAACAUACCAAAGUCUGAUCAGCCAGGCUCCUUUAACUUUGGCCAAGGGGAUAUUGCAGAGAGUUCACAAAAUGAGCUUGCUUCUGCUUGCUCUGAAAAGGAGGGUCAGUGGUAUUGCAAGGUGUGCUUAGUAAGAAAUGAAGCGACAACAGUAAAUUGUGUGGCCUGCAAAGCUCCUCAUUCUCAAGGUCUGCUGAAGGUUCCUGCGUCUACUGGUCAGACAUCUUCUGAAAGUAAACCCCCUAAGAAUGGAUUUGGAGGGCUCUUUGCUAAAAUGGAAGGACAGUGGGAUUGUUCUGUUUGUUUAGUACGAAAUGAAGCCUCUUCUGCAGCCUGCAUAGCCUGUCAAACACAAAAUCCAUCUAGUAAAGCUGGGGAUGCCACCUCAACUCCUGCAUUUGGCUUCAAGAGCAAAUUGUCUGAAUCUGCCGGAGGACAAUUGGGAACAGGUUUUAAGAGUGACUUUUCAGAAAAAGACUUUAAAUUUGGUCAUGCAGAAGGAAAGGCACCUUCCUUCACAUUUCAGAUUCCUUCUGGUAGUGAAGCUAACCCUACAAAUGAAGGAUUUAACUUUUCUAUGCCUGUGCCUGCAGGUGGAUUUAAAUUUGGCAUACAAGAGCCUGGCAAAAAUAUUACAAAGAAAGAUGAGCCACCCAAAGAAAGUACAACAGGCUUCUUAAAAAGUCUUGACAAAAAGGAGAAAAGAGAUGCUCCUUUUUCAGAAGGUGGGGCUGGUAUCCGGUCUCCAGGAGCUUCUAAUAAGCCAACUGGUGAUUUAGUUUUUGGGCAGAAUAGCAGCACUUUCACUUUUGCUGAUCUUGCAAAAACUACUUCUGGAGAAGGAUUCCAGUUUGGGAAAAAAGAUCCAAACUUCAAGGGCUUUUCAGGUGCAGGUGAAAAACUGUUUUCCUCACAGAGUUCUAAAAUGGAUCACAAAGUUAAUACUGCUGAUCUAGAGAAGGAUGAUGAUUCAUAUAAGACUGAGGAUUGUGAUGAUAUUCACUUUGACCCAGUUGUCCAAAUGCCUGAAAAAGUAGAGCUAGUAACAGGGGAAGAGGAUGAGAAAGUACUCUAUUCACAAAGGAUAAAACUCUUUAGGUUUGAUGCAGAAAUAAGUCAGUGGAAAGAACGAGGUGUGGGCAACUUAAAAAUUCUUAAAAAUGAAGAUAAUGGCAAGCUAAGAAUUCUAAUGCGACGCGAACAGGUACUAAAAGUAUGUGCAAACCAUUUGAUAACUACUACCAUGAACUUGAAACCUCUGUCUGGCUCAGAUAAAGCAUGGAUGUGGCUAGCUAGUGACUUUUCUGAUGGUGAUGCAAGGCUGGAGCAGCUAGCAGCUAAAUUUAAGACACCAGAGCAGGCUGAGGAAUUCAAACAAAAAUUCGAAGAGUGUCAGAGGCUGUUGUUGGAUAUACCACUGCAGACCCCACAUAAACUUGUUGACACAGGUAGGACAGCUCAACUUAUACAGAAAGCAGAAGAAAUGAAAACUGGAUUGAAAGAUCUCAAAACGUUUUUGACAGAUGAUAAAACGAAACUUACAGAGGAAGAGAAGAGAAGCUCACCUUUAGCCAUCAGUACUUCUGACUUGGUUAUAAAGCCACAUGCGGAAAGCACUGCACCUACGUUGGAAUGGGAUAACUAUGACUUGCGUGAAGAAGCAUUGGAUGAUAGUGUUAGUAGCUCUGUGUAUGCAUCGCCUCUGGCAAGUAGUCCUGUAAGAAAAAAUCUGUUCAGAUUUGGGGAAUCUACAACUGGAUUUAACUUUAGCUUCAAAUCUGCCUUAAGCCCCUCAAAGUCUCCUGCCAAGCAGAACCAGAGCAGAUCAUCUGUAGGCACUGAUGAAGAGUCUGAUAUCACUCAAGAAGAAGAAAGAGAUGGACAGUACUUUGAACCUGUGGUACCUUUACCUGACCUUGUAGAAGUGACAAGUGGUGAAGAAAAUGAGCAAGUUGUUUUCAGUCACAGAGCUAAACUCUAUAGAUAUGACAAGGAUGCUAAUCAGUGGAAAGAGAGGGGUAUUGGGGAUAUAAAGAUUCUACAGAACUAUGACAACAAACAAGUUCGUAUAGUAAUGAGAAGGGAUCAGGUAUUAAAACUCUGUGCCAAUCAUAGAAUAACACCAGACAUGAACAUACAGCAGAUGAAAGGAACUGAUAGAGCAUGGGUAUGGACUGCCUGUGACUUUGCAGAUGGGGAAAGAAAGGUGGAGCUCUUAGCUGUGAGGUUCAAGCUUCAAGAUGUUGCAGACUCAUUUAAGCAAAUUUUUGAUGAAGCAAAACAUGCCCAAGAAAAAGACACCUUGAUUACACCCCUCUCUUCACGUGCCAGUACUCCAAAGGAAUCUCCGUGUGGUAAAAUUGCUGUAGUUGUACUGGAGGAAACCACCAGGGAGAGAACUGAUCAGAUCCAUGAUGAGGAUACCUCUGAUGUGACUGUAGAGGCAUCGGAGGUGUCGAGCACUUCCGAAACACCAACAAAAGCAGUGGUUUCUCCUCCUAAAUUUGUAUUUGGCUCGGAAUCUGUCAAGAGCAUUUUUAGUAGUGAAAAAUCAAAGCCAUUCACAUUUGGAAAUACUUCAGCUACUGGAUCUCUGUUUGGCUUCAGCUUUACCCCUCCUUCAAAAAAUAAAACUGAAGAUGCUAGUUCAGUGUCACAAAAUACAAUGCAGAGAGAACUCAAAGUAACUGAACCUCAGAAAAGCCAUGCUGUUAAUCAGAAGGCUUCAGAUGGCAAGAUGGAAAACAAUUCAGUUUCUUCAACAGAAGAGUCUUCAAAUUGCAUAUUUAAAACACUAGAAAAAGUUGAGAGCAAAAAGGAAUCCCCUGUAGAAACUCAGUCUGAUGAUGUGCUCAUUGUGUAUGAAUUGAAACCUACACCUGAACAGAAGGCUCUUGCUGACUCUCUUAAACUCCCUUCAACAUUCUUCUGCUACAAGAACAAGGCUGGUUAUGUCAGUGAAGAGGAUGAUGAUGAAGACUAUGACACAGCUGUUAAGAAACUGAAUGGAAAGUUAUAUGCUGAUGAUCCAGAGGAAUGUACAUCUUCACAAGAUCCAGUGAAAGUAAUUUGUAGUGUGCUGUCUGUAGGUAUGGCCUGUGAGGAUGAACCAAAGAGUGAGAGAGAGUGCGUCAUUGUUUGGGAAAAGAAACCAACUCCUGAGGAGAAGGUCAAAGCAGAGACUCUAAUGCUCCCUUCAACAUUUUUCUGUGGUGUUGGCAGUGAUACUGAUGAAGACCAUGACAAUCUGGAAAAUUUUCAUACAGAACUGAUGAAAAAAACUCAAGAAGUUAAAGAGUCUCAAGAAAAUGAAGUUACCAGUUCAUCUGAUGUAGUCUUUACCAGGGAAGUAUCUGUUCCCUCAAUCAAUGAGGAAGCAAUAUCUGUUCAAUCAACCAUUACAUCUGAAGAACCAGUGUCUACCACAGAAUGUACACAUGUAUCUCAGACUUUAUCAGGGACUGAUGACAAGCCUGUGGAUUUGUCAACUAAAAAGGAAAAUGAUCCAGAUUCUACAGACUCAACAGUUCAAGGAACUGGACCCCUCUCAUUUGGAUUUGACACUGCUGCUGGCUUGUCAUUUGCUGAUCUGGCUUCAAAAAAUUCUGGGGACUUUGCUUUUGGUUCUAAAGAUAAAAACUUCAAGUGGGCAAAUACUGGAGCAACAGUAUUUGGAGUACACGCAACCAGUAAAGGAGAGGAAGAGGAUGGUAGUGAUGAAGAAGAGGUCCAUAGUGAAGAUAUCCACUUUGAACCUAUAGUGUCCUUGCCAGAGGUGGAAGUUAAAUCUGGAGAAGAAGAUGAAGAAAUUCUCUUCAAAGAGAGGGCAAAACUCUACAGAUGGGACAGGGAAGUGUCUCAGUGGAAAGAACGUGGAGUUGGAGAGAUCAAGAUCCUCUUCCAUACCCAGAAGAAAUAUUACAGAAUUCUGAUGAGAAGGGACCAGGUUCUCAAAGUCUGUGCAAAUCAUAUUAUCACAAAAUCCAUGAACUUAAAGCCCUUGAAUACAUCAAACAAUGCUUUAGUUUGGACUGCCGCAGAUCACUCUGAUGGUGAAGGAAAAGUAGAACAACUUGCGGUCAGGUUUAAAAACCAAGAAAUGGCUGAUUCUUUUAAGAGGAGGUUUGAAGAAUGCCAACGAAGCUCAUCAGAACUGCAGAAAAAACAUGUAUCCUUGGCAGCAGGACUGUCAAAGGAGAGCAACCCUGUAGUGUAUUUUGAAGUUUCUGCUGAUGAUGAACCAAUAGGACACGUAACCAUGGAACUCUUUUCAAAUAUUGUUCCUCGCACUGCUGAAAACUUCAGGGCCCUGUGCACAGGGGAAAAAGGAUUUGGGUUCAAGAACUCCACAUUUUUUAGAAUAGUUCCUGAUUUUAUGUGCCAGGGAGGAGAUAUCACUAAACAAGAUGGAACAGGUGGACGGUCCAUUUACGGAGAGGCAUUUGAGGAUGAGAACUUUGAAGUGAAACACACUGGUCCUGGAUUACUCUCAAUGGCAAAUAGGGGCCGAGACACAAAUAAUUCUCAAUUUUUUAUUACACUUAAAAAAGCAGAACACUUGGACUUUAAACAUGUGGUAUUUGGAUUUGUGAAGGAUGGCAUGGAUGUUGUAAAAAAGAUGGAAUCUUUUGGUUCUCCCAAGGGAGCAGUGAGCAGAAGAAUUGUUAUUACAGACUGUGGACAAAUAUAGAAUCAUUGGUUUAACCUCAUACCAAUAAUCUUUUAACAGCCUAAGUUGAAGUUUACCUGUUGGCCAAUUAUGUUCAGCAUUUUGAAAUGAACACUUCUGAUGUAUAAAUGUAAAAUUUACAGCUUUAUAGCCAAGUAUUUUUUUUUAAUGUGUUCUAAUUGAUUUUGCAUGUUGUGAAAUAAAACAGUUCAAGCACUGGUGCAUUUCAGGUGUAUUUGUUAUUCUGACAUUUGUAUUAAAUGUCCAUUUUCAAAUUAAAUCCUAGUCUUGUUAAAGCAAUGGUCUGUGUCUUCACUUUGGUUUGUACAAGGAAUAUUACCGUUUCAGCUAUUCUGGGUUGCUGCUCUGAUGUAUCAACAUCUUGAGUAAGAGGAUUUAGUAUGGAAGUGCUGGAGACAUGUGGAAACAGCUAAUGGAUUCACCUUUUAACAUCAUCCCUGUAAGCAGGACCACUUUGUUUUAUACACUAAAGGCUUGUAUUGGCUACUUGGUAGUGUUGUGAGUCGUAUUUGGGUACCUGAACACUGAUGUUGGUAAAUUACUGCCUGUGUAAGGUUGUUAUAGGCUUUCAUUGUCAAGAUCUAAUGGAUACAUUAAGGUCUCUUUUUGUCAUUAGGCUUUUCUGCACAUAUUAUUCCUAUGUACAGAGGAUACUACUAAUAAAAUAUUUGACUAUAGGAUAAAUGAACCUAGUAACGCUUAUUGGGUGGGAAAACUGGAAACAAAAAAACAAACCCUGAAAACUACUGUUCUGCAGACUUGCAUCAAAUGUUACCGGAUGACCUUUUUGUCACCAUGCUGCUUGAAUCAUUUGGGGCAAAUGCAGUUUUUAGUUCUUUUUAUGAUAGCUUGUUUCUGCUGAAUGGCAAAUGUUGGCUUAAAUUUAGUACAGAGCAACAAAGUAAUUGUGUAAAUUACACUUAUUAAUAAAGAGGGUUUUUUCUGUUAAACCUUUUAUAAACAUGAUUAAUGAGUUAAAGCAAUUUAAUUACGAAAGUUUUGUGAAGUAUGUAGGUAAUGUGUGAAUCCUUCAUAUAUAAAAAACAAUCUUUUCACUUUUAAUAAAAUACGUUAUUCAUAAUGUCAGUUUUGUAAAAUAAUCAGUUUUACAAUAUGAAUUAAGCUAGAAAAGGUGGGGAGGAUUGCAGAAAUGUGUUUUCUGUUCUGUUCUUUCUUUGUGACUUUUUAAAAGUAAACAAAAUGUAAAGCAUCCAUGGUUUUCUGUUGCUUUAAACUUGUGGAGCUAAAUAAACGAGUCUGGAGCUUUCCAUCCUCAUGACUUCAAACUGUAGUUGAGUAGCAACAAGAUUCAAAUCACCAUGAUUUUAUUACACUUUAUCAAUAGAUAGUUAUAUAAAAAAUAGUUCAAUGUAAAAUGAAACUUUUUGCAUUGUUUUUGCCUAAAUUUAAAUAAAAUUGAAUUGGGAA